UCCAGGAACUUGAUGGAUGGAGGGAAUUACUCAGUGGUGUCUGAAUUUUUAUUGCUGGGGCUCACUAGUUCUUGGAAGUUCCAGAUUCUUCUUUUUCUGUUUUUCACAAUAUUUUAUAUAGCAAGCAUGCUAGGAAACCUUCUCAUUGUGCUUACAAUUAUCUCAGAGCAUCACUUACAUUCCCCUAUGUACUUUCUGCUAGCAAAUCUCUCCUUUAUUGACACAGGUGUUUCGAGCAUUGCAACCCCAAAGAUGAUUUAUGACCUUUUCAGAAAACAUAAAACCAUCUCAUUCAAAGGGUGCAUUACCCAGAUGUUCUUUAUCCACACUGUUGGGGGUACAGAGAUGGUGCUGCUCAUAGUUAUGGCCUAUGACCGAUACGUUGCUAUCUGUAAGCCCCUCCACUAUCUGACCAUUAUGAGCCUAAGAAUGUGCACUUUUCUUCUGACUGUUGCUUGGACCAUUGGACUUAUCCACUCAGUGGCCCAGCUGGCCUUUGUUGUAAACUUACCCUUUUGUGGUCCCAAUAAAAUGGAUAGCUUUUAUUGUGAUUUUCCUCGGUUUAUCAAACUUGCAUGUACAGACACAUAUAGACUAGAGUUUCUAGUCACUGCUAACAGUGGUUUCAUCUCCAUGGGCACCUUCUUCAUCUUGAUUGCAUCUUAUAUCUUCAUUCUAGUCACAGUUAGAAAGCACUCUUCAGGCAGUUCAUCCAAGGCCCUUUCUACUCUCUCAGCUCAUAUCACUGUGGUGAUCUUUUUCUUUGGUCCUUGCAUAAUUGUCUAUGUGUGGCCUUUUCCUACCUUACCAAUAGACAAAUUUUUAGCCAUCUUUGAUGCCAUUAUCACUCCUCUUAUGAAUCCAAUUAUCUAUACAUUUAGAAAUAAGGAAAUGAAGGUGGCAAUGAAGAGACUGUUUGGUAAGGUUUUGAGUGUUAGGAAGAGUUCUUUCAUGCAUAAUCUGAGAAAUUCAGAUUCAUGCUGA
Erinaceus europaeus (western European hedgehog) is the source of this 984-nucleotide messenger RNA. RefSeq names its product olfactory receptor 4F3/4F16/4F29-like. Lineage: Eukaryota; Metazoa; Chordata; Mammalia; Eulipotyphla; Erinaceidae. The record is from RefSeq and is a predicted model, not a curated record. Bases 13 to 984 code for a protein of 323 amino acids. Gene Ontology annotation, molecular function: G protein-coupled receptor activity; olfactory receptor activity. Gene Ontology annotation, cellular component: membrane. The transcript has a single exon. Gene Ontology annotation, biological process: G protein-coupled receptor signaling pathway.